Messenger RNA from Eupeodes corollae, 596 nucleotides. RefSeq names its product transcription initiation factor TFIID subunit 13 (gene Taf13). Gene Ontology annotation, biological process: transcription by RNA polymerase II. The record is from RefSeq and is a predicted model, not a curated record. The coding region runs from base 108 to 515 and encodes 135 amino acids. NCBI's taxonomy places the organism in Eukaryota, Metazoa, Arthropoda, Insecta, Diptera, Syrphidae. The transcript is spliced from 3 exons. Gene Ontology annotation, molecular function: protein heterodimerization activity. Gene Ontology annotation, cellular component: transcription factor TFIID complex.
AAGAGACACAAACAAAUUUGACGUUUCUUAGGUAUGUUGUUGUUUAAUGAAACUUACAACUUUUAUAGUUUAUAAUAAUACAGAACUUUUGUGAAAAAAAAUAAAUAAUGGCUGGUGCUCCUGGAGGUGAUGAAACCUUUGAAGCUGCAGAUUUCGACGAGGAUGAGCUAGGUGAAGAGCAAUUCGUCACAACAUCAGCAGGACGUAAAAGAUUAUUUAGCAAGGAACUAAGAUGCAUGAUGUACGGCUUUGGGGACGACAAAAAUCCUUAUACAGAAAGUGUAGACUUACUAGAGGAUUUAGUCAUAGAAUUCAUCACAGAGACAACUCAUAAAGCUAUGGAAAUAGGACGUACAGGUCGAGUGCAAGUCGAGGAUAUCAUAUUCUUAGUUCGAAAAGAUCCUCGUAAGUAUGCUAGGGUCAAAGAUCUACUUACAAUGAACGAAGAACUAAAGAAGGCUCGAAAAGCUUUUGAUGAAAUCAAAUAUGUUGGUAACGAAGCCAAAAUCAAAUAGAGAAUGGACUAAUACUGAAUAUAUAAAGCUUAUAAUAAUUUAACUUGGUAAACACAAUAAAAAUUCAUUUAUUUUAGCACA